Erinaceus europaeus (western European hedgehog) is the source of this 618-nucleotide messenger RNA. It is a transcript of the gene RPL36AL, whose product is annotated as ribosomal protein L36a like. The transcript has 3 exons. The record is from RefSeq and is a predicted model, not a curated record. Gene Ontology annotation, biological process: translation. Gene Ontology annotation, cellular component: ribosome; cytosolic large ribosomal subunit. Gene Ontology annotation, molecular function: structural constituent of ribosome. NCBI's taxonomy places the organism in Eukaryota, Metazoa, Chordata, Mammalia, Eulipotyphla, Erinaceidae. The coding region runs from base 219 to 539 and encodes 106 amino acids.
AUUGGGCUGCGGCACUGUCACUCAGAUUCAACUUCCGCUUCCCCGUCCUUUUCCGGUUAAGCGCUGGCGGAGACGGGCACGGUAACGUGGGCGCUAAAUUUCAGCCACAGUAGACUACGUCUCAAAGGAACCUGCUUUGUACAGGGAUCAGAGUGCUGGGCGUCCUUGCGCAGCUGCUCAGUUGCCUAUUCUCAUCGUGUAGACAGGCUACUGCAAAGAUGGUCAAUGUACCUAAAACCCGAAGAACUUUUUGCAAGAAGUGUGGAAAGCAUCAGCCUCACAAAGUGACCCAAUAUAAGAAGGGCAAAGAUUCCCUGUAUGCCCAGGGAAAGAGGCGAUAUGACCGCAAGCAGAGUGGCUAUGGUGGGCAGACAAAGCCAAUUUUCCGGAAGAAGGCUAAAACCACAAAGAAGAUUGUGCUUAGGCUUGAAUGUGUUGAACCCAACUGCAGGUCCAAGAGGAUGCUGGCCAUUAAGAGAUGCAAGCAUUUUGAACUGGGAGGAGAUAAGAAGAGAAAGGGCCAAGUGAUCCAGUUCUGAGCUUUGGAACUCCAGUUUUGAGAUGAAAAUGUUUCAGUAGGAAAAUUAUCUGUGAAAAUAAAGAUUUGUAUGCAUACUA